Messenger RNA from Daphnia pulex (common water flea), 786 nucleotides. Its product is annotated as transcription factor A, mitochondrial-like. Gene Ontology annotation, biological process: regulation of transcription by RNA polymerase II. Gene Ontology annotation, molecular function: DNA binding, bending. The transcript has 4 exons. Bases 1 to 786 code for a protein of 261 amino acids. The record is from RefSeq and is a predicted model, not a curated record. NCBI's taxonomy places the organism in Eukaryota, Metazoa, Arthropoda, Branchiopoda, Diplostraca, Daphniidae.
AUGUAUGCCAUUCGAAUGUUACCGAGUUUAUCAAACCUUGGGAGAAAAGCGAGCGGUCGACCAUUAUAUAUAUCAGUCAAUUAUGCUACCAAGCGUUUAAGCAUUGAAGAAAAAUUGGGCUUCCCAGAAAGACCAAAAAAACCUUUACCUCCAUACAUUGACUAUUGCCAAAAAAAAUUUGCUGAAUUUUCAAAUGUGUCCCAAAAAGUUCUACCUAGAGAGAUAAUCCCAAAGUUUGCUGAAGAAUGGAAACUGAUAGAUAAAGAGACAAAGACAAAGCUGAUGAAUGAAUAUCGUGAAAAAUUACAAAAAUAUCCAGACACUCUACAACAAUAUUAUCUUUCAUUAACUGAUGCUCAACGUUUGGAAUUAGAAACUGUUAGAAAUGAAAAGGAUGCAUCUGCACAGAAGAGAAAAUUAAGACUUGAAAAUAGAAAAACAGGGAAACCUAUUCGUCCUGUUAACCAAUUUGGAAUAUUUGUCAAGGAAGUUUUUCCCAAAGUAUCAGCCGGAGAUUCAGGAAAGCCUAAUGUACAAGCUACCUUAAAAGACAUUUGCAAAAGAUGGAAAAAUCUAACUCCGGAAGAGAAAGCACCAUACAAAUUAAAAUUUGAAGUGGCUGAUCAGGAAUAUCAAAAGAAAUUAGUCGAAUGGGAGGACGAAAUGGUUCGACAAGGAAAGGCAAAUCUGGUCAGGGUUCGAGCCCGGCCCAUUCUUGGUCUAGACGAUUCGAAAAAAUUUUCUAAGGAAACGGAACGUAUUAAAAAACCAAUGAAAACGAAGUAG